AUGGAUUUCAGUGCUGGGCCGUUGUUGGGCUUGUGGCUUCUUGCGUUUUCAGCGGCCUUUGUAGAUGCUGUUGGACCAAUGAACACGGCAGUCUUGCGCGGUGGUGCAGCCACUCUGACUUGUAGCAACCCUGACUACACUUCACCAAGUUCUGGUAUUGCUUCUUGGGAGGAGGGGCCAACACCCUUCGGUACUCAGCAACUUGGCAUUUACACAGGACCAGCCUUUGCUAAAUACACUAAUUUUGACAUAGUGUCGACUGAGUUUCCCCAGAUGGACCUUACAGUUAGCAAUGCUCAGAUUGAAGAUGAAGGAACGUACACAUGCAGCAUGAUAACAGAACAAGGAUCCGCAACUUUGACUGUUGAAAUUGAAGGCAAUGAACCUACCAUCACACUUGACGGUGAUUCAUCAGGGAAUCCUAUCAGACUGACAGCAGGAGAGCAAAGUGUACUGAGAUGCACAGCGAGCGGCUUCAGACCUGCAGUCAAUCUAGAAUGGUACAAAGAUGACGUCAAGAUCACAGCGGGUAUCACUGAGGAUACACCCACUGAUAAUGGAGACAACACUUCCACUACAUCAGGCACUUGGACAUUUACUCCAAAUAUUCCAGACGAUGGAGAUCGUCUAGAAUGCCGAACUACAGGACAGGUGGUCACCACGGCAAAAACAGGAGGGCUCACUCUCAAUGUACAAUUUGUACCUGUUGUCACAGUGGGAUACAGCGGUGGUCAGAUAACCUGCUCAUCAGAUGCCAAUCCAUUGGCCACAACUCAUCAGAUCAUUCGGAAUGGCACCGACGUUCUGAAGACAUUCUCCAACAGUCCAGGAUCUGUGGAAUUCACACCGAAGUAUUGCGCUGUAAUCAGUUGUAAUGCUACAAACACAAUCGGAACAGGAACAGGCACGUUUGCUCAGCAGAUAUGCCCAGCUCCACCUUCACCUACUUCAGUUGGCGUGAUAGUUGGAGCAGUGGUGGCGGCUUUUAUCGGUGGAAUUCUCGUUAGUGGUAUCAUUUUUUACAUCAUGAAGAGGCGACAUCAAGUACAACAUGAAAGAGAUGGACUUCAUAAAACAAUCAAACACGAUGGGGAUCACCUGAAUCAAGACGGGCCUGAUAAGAGAACACCCAAACGUGAGCAGAAUCAAGAACUACCAAUGACUUCGCCCAGCCCCAUCGCAGUCUAUGAAAGCAUUAGAGAUGAGGGUGGUGAAGCGUCUCGGACAUCAACAGCCGAAGUGUACAGCAAUGUUGGGCCUGACCUGGCAUUCCCGCGAGAUCUCGUGGUCAUUGAGAAAGAGCUGGGACGGGGCGCGUUUGGGAGAGUUCUGCUGGGCACGGCUCUUGGGAUCGAGAAAACUGGGAAAAGGACAAAAGUGGCCGUGAAAACUCUCAAAGAGGGCGGUGGCGAUCACGCUAAGGUGGAGCUUCUUGAGGAGUUGGAGCUGAUGAAGAAAGUUGGUUGUCACCCGAAUGUUGUUAAACUUCUCGGACAUUGCAAAGAGAAAGAUCCCGGGUAUGUGAUCGUUGAAUACCUUGCUAAGGGUGACCUGACGAAUGUUCUGAUGGGGUAUCGAGACAAGGAUCCAGGGUCAGGUUACUCCAACCUACCCGGCUUGAGCAAAUUACUGUCUCGGACAUUGGUCAAGUUUGCCAAGGAUGUGGCUAACGGAAUGGCAUUCAUAUCAUCUCAAAAGUGUGUGCAUCGUGACCUUGCCGCACGUAACGUGUUGGUGGGAGAUGACAUGGUGUGUAAAGUGUCUGACUUUGGACUGGCCCGUGACGUCAUGAACACACGUAUCUACCAACGAGAAUCACAGGGUGCUCUUCCCAUGCGCUGGAUGGCAUUGGAAUCUCUUCUAGAUGACGUGUACACGACAGAGAGUGACGUAUGGUCUUUUGGGAUUCUGCUGUGGGAGAUUGUGACACUUGGUGCACGGCCGUAUCCAAUGAUGAAGACAAAGGCAAUGGUCAGCCAAUUACAGCAGGGCUAUCGUAUGCCGAAGCCUAAAAACUGCAAGAAACAGCUGUAUGACAUGAUGUGCAGCUGUUGGCAGGAGAGUCCCAAGGAUCGACCCACAUUCCAGAGUCUGUAUCGGCAAUUGGAGGACAUGUUAUCUGAAGAGAAGGAUUAUAUCACUAUUCACAAGCUGGAUGAAAGCAUCUACGAAGUGACAGUGAUCGAAGACACGAACGAGAAACUGUGA
This is a messenger RNA of Patiria miniata (bat star), 2208 nucleotides long. RefSeq names its product fibroblast growth factor receptor 3-like. Bases 1 to 2208 code for a protein of 735 amino acids. Lineage: Eukaryota; Metazoa; Echinodermata; Asteroidea; Valvatida; Asterinidae. The transcript has 14 exons. Gene Ontology annotation, biological process: cell surface receptor protein tyrosine kinase signaling pathway; protein phosphorylation; positive regulation of kinase activity. Gene Ontology annotation, cellular component: signaling receptor complex. Gene Ontology annotation, molecular function: transmembrane receptor protein tyrosine kinase activity; ATP binding. The record is from RefSeq and is a predicted model, not a curated record.